ACACACACAUCAGUGUCGGGUGAGAGAGGCAGCAGACAGCGAUGGAGAGAGAGCGCAGAGCGGAGAGUUUGUCAGAGGUCUGAGAGGAAACCGGAUUAUUUUAGUCGGACAAACUCAAAGAUUUCUUUAAUUUUGAUUCGUAGAAAAAUGACGACGUUUCACACGGCGAUGCUGUUGACAGUCGGGGUCGUCAUGGUGAUGAUCGUCCAGUCCAGUGGAGCGCGUGUUGUGAGCGGUGAGUUUGUACAUCUCUGUUUUACCCGUUUAGUCUCUUUGUUGGAUCAUUUUAAACAUGGUCGUUGUCAUGGCGACUCCAAAUUUAGGAUGAAUUAAAAUCAUUAAUUGAAUUUGUGGUGUACUGGGCUGUGAUUGGUUGACAGGCUGACCAAUGACUGAGUCUAAUGAAGCAGGAAUGAUCACAGUGAACAGGACAUGAAUGAUCUUUGAGUGUUGUGCAUCAUGACGAAGAUUAAAGCAACACAAAAAAUAAUAACAAGGAAAAAAACAAGAUCAGAAAAUGAGAGUAAAUAAAAAACUAAAACUUAAAUUCAUAACAAAAAGGCGUUAACUCUGUUUUCCUUUAUACUGAAUAACCUGGAGGAAUAAAAAACUGUAUUCUCCUAAUAUGACGACUUUAUUCUUGUGUUAAUAUGACUCAUUAUUUUUAUGAUCUUUAAACGAAUCACUUUAUUUCUGUACAAAAUACCACAGAGUUAAACCGACGUGUCAAACAAAGUCAUGAAACUACAGACAGAGUGUCCACACAGGUCGCCAUCUUACAGCUUCAUUUAGGAGCACUUUGUUGUUGUAAAAAUUAAACUUUCUUCUCUCCCGUAAACUCCUUUCUUCUUGUGAUUUUAUGACUUUAUUCUCUCUAAACUGAGACUGCAUUUUCCUUUUUUCUUUUGACAUUAAAACCUGAUUUUCUUCUUGUUUUAUUUCCACUUAAUUCAACUUUCUUCUUGUGAUUUUAGGACUUAAUUUUCUAAACAUUAUAAUCUCCCAGAUUUCGGACUUUAUUCUCACAACAUAAAAAAACUAAAUCCCACUUCACUCUCUAAUACAUUAGAUUUUAUUCUCCUCAUACUGUGACUGUUUUCUCACGACAUAAUAAACGACGAUAUUCUCAUAAAACUAUAAAUUAAAUUUUGUGUAUUAUUCUGUAAAACUUGGACUUUAUUCUCGUAAUAAAAGUCACUUCUCCAAACACUUCAGCUCCAUUUUCUUGUUUUGAUUUUUUUCUCCUCACACUUUGACUCUGAAUCAGCCAAAUAAACAUCGACCUUUAAAACGUCCUUGUAGGAUCAUUUAGAUUUUUAUUUUAUAAUAUUCUAGUUUCUUAUAAUCCUCACAGACGCCGAAAUCAACCAAAUUCACCCUUUUUUUCUUUUUUAGCCCUGAUUUAUCUUUUUAGUUCAGAUCUUUUUUCUUUUAUUAAACUGAACGCCUCUGGUUCUCGGUCAGGGUUUUUAUCUGGAUCAGGUUUAACUCUUGUAACCUGGUCCAUGAUGUUGUUUAAAAUCUAUACUCCUGUUAUUGUGUUGAGAUAUUGAUGAUAGAUUUUUUGGAUUAUAUAUCAGAGGAAGUGUGUUUUUAUUUUCUGCUCUUUGGUUCAUUUCAGUCUUUGGUUUUUGUCUGUAAACAUAGACAUUGAUUGAAAUAGAUUUACCGUCUUCAUCUCUGUGUUUUAAAAGUCUGUUUCUACCUGAUGAUAGUUCUUAAAAAAAACUUGAUUAAAACACCAGGAUACAGAUCGGCGUUACCGUGUUUUUGUAGUUUUUUUCUUUGUUGAUGUUUUUUUAGGGUGUGUCUCACUCAGCCGUUGACUCACGUUGAGCUUUAACUCCUAUUUCCUGUUAGAAAUAAAAACUAACUUCAUUUAACUUUUUAUUAUUGGUUAAAGAAUUUUAGAGCUUUAUUUCAAAAAGGACAAACAACGUCGAGAAGAUUUGUCUUUGUUUUUUUGUGGAAAGACCUCGGUCACUUUGGCGUCACUGGACCACAUGAUGGCGUAAACAGACUCACCAAUCAAUCAAUCAAUCACAUUAACUGACUGUAUGUGAGCCAUGUGUGCUUUCGAUGGCGUGGUUCAAAUUAGCGUGUUUACUUUGAUAAAAACCUCACAUGAAAAAAAUCCAAAUUUAAGUUCAAAGUUUAACAUGAAUUUAAAAAGUUGACUUCUCUGGAUUCACAGACGGCUGAGCUCUUCAUGUUAGCUUGUUAAAGAUCGGUGGAGCGCUAACAUUAGCUGCUGUCGCUAACAGGUUAUUAAAUAUGUUUUAUUUGUAAAUAUGAUCCCACGUCACCCGAGAGUUCGACCGUCUUUUGUCUUCACAGUUUCUCAUCGAUCCAGAGAUGGAAGUGAUUUGGAAACCUAAAUGGAGCUCACAGUAUCGCACUGUAACACUGUUUAUAAUUCACACCCUGAGCCAGAUGUCAGAGGAAAUGGUCGCGAUGUGAAAACGCUGAAUUACAUUUACAGAUAUUGAAUUUUAUUUAAGGUGUAACAGGAUCUCUAACAGACAAAUUCCCCUCCUCACAGUUCCUGCUCAGCUGGAGGCAGUCGAACAUUUCAGCUGUAAAUCAGUCAUACAGUGAGGCGACUGGGAGCAGACUCUGGAGUCAUGAAGCGCUGGUUUGUUGUCUUUGACUGAGUUACAGUCUGCAGAGAGAGAGAGAGAGAGAGAGAGAGCGGCUCUGAUAGUAGACAGAUAUAUAUGGAGCUGUGUAGUGGCUUUAACAGUAAAGUGAUGAUGGUGCAGAAGAGAAUCCAGCUAAUCACUUAAAGUAGCUCAGAGCCUGUUUUAACCAGUCUCUGUAUUAAUCACUGCAGACUCUCUCUCUCUCUCUCUCUCUCUCUCUCUCUCUCUCUCUCUCUCUCUCUCUCUCUCUCUCUGCAGAUUCUGCUCCUCCUCAGGAAUCAGCAAACUCAGCCUGUGCGCUCAGAUCAGGUCUCUAUUAAACCAUGUUAGAAACAUCCUUUAAACACCUGAACACGCCAUAACAGCAAACGCUCGGUCACAACACUGUGAGCAUCAAACGGCCCUGAUUUAUACCUGCUGUUUUUCUGCCCUGAACCUUCGUCAUGUGAACAUCAUCCAGCCUGGAGAUGAAGAUAAACGCUGGAGUUUCAUUUCCUCCUAUGAGGCCAAAAUACCUUCACAGCUGACACCAUCAUGUUUCUGAUUCAGAGCCUGAAUCACUUAUUCGACCAGUAAAAAUGACAAAAUCUGAACAAAGACGUGUGUGUGUUAAUGUGUAGUACAGUUGUGUGCCUCUAAUGUGUGUGUUUAAUCACCAGAAGGUCGUCCAGGGCGUGAGAAACUCUUCUGACUUUCACUAGUUGUUUGGAUUAUUUUUCAGUUUUCCUCGACACUGGCCCUAAAAGUUUGAACAGACCGAUAAGUUUUGGUUCCUGCAAAACAGCCCGAGUUACACAACCUCAGGCUGUACAACCAGGCCGACCAGAUCCAACCUGUUUAAGAAUCCUUAAAGGGAUAUUCCGGCGUAAAAUUAAUUUAGGGUCAAACACGAGUAACACCGAGUUAGACCCCCCCUCCAGAGAUGAAUGUUGUCGACCGCUUACUUCUCUAGUUAUACCAACUUUAGUAACGACCGCAGGAUAGCAAUACAGAGAGCCACGCCCUCAACCAAAACGCCACUCUAUAGCCACAAAUAAUGCUCAGAACAGCACCUAACUUCAUCAACAGGACAUAUAGGGUCACAGACAUAGUACUGGACACCAAACAACUUUGUCUAAGAGACUAAACACAACUCACCUACUCUCUUCCAGCUCUCUUCCAUUAUGGACUACAGUGGGGUGCCGCAGCUCAAGGAAGAACAUUUAUGAUCAGAACCUCAGGACUCCUCUAAGACUAAGUUCGGGGGUCAGUUCACCUCCUGUGGGCGGGACUCUGACUGUCUGUGUUCCUCUCUCAGGUCAGACGGUGUGUCUUGGAGGUCCAGAGCGUCCUUGUUAUAAGAUCGCUUAUUUCCAUGACGUAUCGAGCCGCGUGGCGUUCAAGGAGGCGUGUCUGGCCUGCGAGACGGACGGGGGAUCGCUGCUGAGCAUCGAGAGCGCGGCUGAGCAGAAGGACAUUGAAAACCUGCUGCAGGUAAAUCACACACCUCCGCCCUCAUCAGGGUUUAUCUUCUUCCUCUCCACCUGCCUGACAUCACUUCCUCUUCCUCUUCAGGAGCUGCGUUCAGGAGCAGUGGGCGGGGCAGGCGGAGGAGGGGGGAUAGCCGAUGGCGAUUUCUGGAUUGGUCUGACUCGGGUGGACGGAGGCGAGCAGAAUCAGCCUGAACUCACCAACACCUUCACUUCCUGCCCACAGCUUUACUACUGGACAGAUGGAAGCCCCGCCUCCUUCAGGUGAGUCUCAGGUGAAGAAUGAAGGGAGGAGCAUCAACAAACCUGUCAGUCAAACACAAUCGAUAACAUAACAACGACAAUAAUAUCAUGUGAUGUUGACGUAGGAACUGGUAUUUCGAUGAGCCGUCUUGUGGAGGAGAAUCCUGCGUUGUGAUGUACCAUCAGCCAACUGCACUUCCUGGUUUGGGCGGAGCUUAUCUCUACCAAUGGAACGACGAUCGUUGCAACAUGAAACACAACUUCAUCUGCAAAUACCAACCAGGUACCAUCAACCAAUCAGAUAAUUUCAGUCAAACAAACCAGGUACCAUCAGCCAAUCAGUGACUGUUCUUUUUAACGCCUGAUUGACUUGCAGGUCAUUAAAAGUCAAAUGGACGAAUUUUACCCAGACUCAUUCUUAGUCGCCCCUCAUGGUCUCCUUGACCGUGUUGACAUGUCAGAGACUAAUCAGAGUUAUUUAUGUAACAUGAGCCACGAUAAAAGGAGAUAAAAAUGACCUGUUCAACUAAAACUCUGCUGUCUCUGCGUCUGUUUUCUCCACCGCUCCAAGGAUGACCCGAUGUUAAUUCACGUUAGAUUCCUCGCUUGGUCACAUGUCCUCUUCGACUCCGCCCUUUCUUCUGUCAGCGUUUGCGUUGUUUUCGCACUUUUGGCGGUGGGGCGAGCAGAAGUUUUUUUUUUUUGCGUCCUUCUCCAUCACUGCUCUUGUAGCUAAGCUGCUACGCUACUUUUAGCCGCUCAGAGCUCCGAGGAGGACCGGGAGAGUGGGAGGGGACGAGUCAGAACAGGAGCAGGAGAUUGACCAAUAGGAGCUGUCUGGGAUGGAUGCCUCCUAUUGGUCAAUGUUUCUGCAGCCUUGUACCUGAUAGGGUGAACAGAUUUUUUCCGAUCUUUUUUCUCUUCACUUUUUUCUGAUCACAAUAUAGGACCAUGAUCGCCAUAGAAACGAGGUUCAUAAUAAUUAACAAUUUCUACAAUGGUCAACCAUGACUUUAAGGAUUGUAUGAAUUAAAGGGACAUUUUUAAACAACCAGAAACCCCGCCCUCUUUCUUUAACCUUGUUUCUCUCUCUCUCUCUCGCUCUCUCUCUCUCUCUGUCUCUCAGAGAGCCAACUUGGAAAGAAACAGGUGGAACCACCAGAAGCACCGGGCACAGGUGAGUUUGAAACACUUGGACUGAAAAAUCAUUUAAUUAUUUCUGUUUUCUUCCUAAAUUGCCGAGUUUGAUUGAAAAACCAACUGUUGUUCAAAGAAAACAUUUUAAUGAUUCAGAAUAAACAGAAAGUUUGAGCACACUCAUAAAAACUCACACAAACCCUGUAUUUACAUGAAAAUAAGGCAGAGUUCUCAUCAAAGAUAAGAGCGACAUGAUGACUUUGUUUUGCAUCACCUCUUCUUCCUCCAACCCUCUUGGACCUUAGUGAACCCAACAGACCAGGAUCUGGAGUCUGAUGGUCAAAUGUUUCCUAAUCUGGCUCCUCUCCUGAGUCCUGAACCUCUUCAGUCUCUCCUUCUCAGACAAUCAUCUAAGAAACAUUUAUAGAUGGUUUAAAAAAACAAAUAUUAAUCAUUUACAAAGAGCUACUGACACAUUUUAAUCUAGAUGUUUGACAACCAACAUUUAAACCCUAAACAAACCUUUAAUAAAUAAAUAAUAAUAGAUGUUCUGUUUUAUCUAAAUAUUAUCACUGAUUUGACUUCGACGUGUGUGUGUGUGUUUGUUUGUGUGUGUGUUUGUGUGUUCAGAGGUGACGACAGGUGAAGGUGUGGUCAAACAAUCAGGUGGCGAGGAGGAUCCCCCUCAGGUCACCAUGGCUGGAGCUUCAGGUACAGACAAAUGUGACCUGUGACCUUUGACCCCUGACGGACUCAGGUCUCACUUUGUUGUCACGUGUCUCCGUUCAGGCAUGCUGCUCAUCUACGUCAUCAUUCCCACAAUCCCCCUGCUGCUGCUCAUCCUGGUGGCUUCUGGGACAUGUUGUUUUCAGAUGCUCAGUCGGAGGUAAGACUACGACUCCCAGCAGCCCUUGCUGUCGCUGGUCAAUCUGCUUACACUGUAACUAAUUUUACUGCUGAGGAUGCAGACGAAGAGUGUGUGUGUGUGUGUGUGUGUGUGUGUGUGUGUGUGUGUGUGUGUGUGUGUGUGUGUGUAGUGCUUACUCAGUGAUUAUGACAGGUCAAACACUCACAUGUCUUGUUAACAAGAGCUGAUUUACAGCCUCUGCUGGAUCACUGCCCAGCUCUAUGUUCUCUGUAAGAGUGUGUGUAUGAGUAUGUGAGUGUAUGAGUAUGUGUGUAUAAGUGUGUGUGUGUGUGUGUGUGUGUGUGUGUGUGUGUGUGUGUGUGUGUGUGUGUGUGUGUGUGUGUGAGACAGAGAGAUAGAGAGUAUAAAUGUGUGUCAAUACCUGGCAUCGGUUCAGGUGUUUCUUGCUGAAUCUGGAGUUUUUCUCCUGAACUGUCUGUUUUCAGUCUGAGGCUGAAGAGAGGGUCAUGAUCAUCAUCAUCAUAGAUAUAUAUAUAUAAGCUAGAUGGCUUACGCAUGCUGUUAGCCAAUGGAGACUGACAUCUGCAUGGCGGCCAUUUCGCUAUGGGACCCUGGCCCACUCCCAACAUUCCAGUCUACGGUUCAUGUAACAUUUAAAUAACUAUAGAUUGAUUAAUUUUAAACUGAUUUUCAAACGGUUUGGUUUGUAACAAACCUCAGAGUUUUAAUUAUGUUCCUGAAUACUCAAGAAUAAUUUUAACCAUGGAUUUUCAUAAAUAAACGUUAAACAGAUAGGUAGAGAAAUAGCUAGGGACGCCGGUGACUCCGCCUCAUAGAGUCAUCUAGCCUUUCUUAUAGAUAUCUAUGAUGAUGGAAAUGAUAAUAAAAAAAUCCUGAGCUCACUUUGGACCAAUCACAAGACCAGAAGGCGCUAACUUAGAGGAACAAUAAUGGUAACCAUGGUAACGUUUACGUCUAUCUGUCCGCAGCAGUACUCCUCACACAAAGACGGCCGUCGACCAAUCAAACUUGUGGAUUUCCAGGACGCCCAAACCAGACAGCAUGGAGGUCUGACAUCAUCAUGACAUCACACUGUGUGGUCACUCUACAGCUCCGCCAAUCAGCCGCAUGGAGGCGUGUCAACAUUGAGGAGGGGGAGGGGCUUGGAGAGGAUGAUGCUGACUGUACUCACAGAACUGCACCUGAGCUCACCUGCCUCCUUGUUUCCUUCUGCACCUGUCUUCCUGUUUUCUCACUUUGAUUUUUCACACUUCCUUCCUCACCUCCUUUCCUUUCUCUGCAGGUCCUGCUUCCUUAUUUCCCAUCUUGUCUUUUUAUCUGUUUCCUUGUCUCUUUUCUUUUCUGCACUUUUUUUCAUUUUGUUUCCUUUCAUUUUAUUUUUCCUUUAGAUCACUGAGAUUUCCCCUCUUCUUCUUUCUUGUUUAUUUUUUUCCUAUUCCAUUUUUUUUAUUUUCCUUUAUUUCCCAUUUCCUUUUUUAAUUUCCCUUUCUCCAUUCUUCCAUUUCCUUUUUUGACUUAAUUCCUUUUCUUCUUCUUCCGUCUGUUUCCUUUUUUCCUUUCUUUCCCCCUGUGUCUUGUCAGUUUAUUUUUGAGUUUUUUCUUCCUUUUCUCUUUUCUUUUCUGAGAAUGAGAUUCAGACAGCUACAGACUGGACUUGUGGAGAAGACUUUAUGUCUAUCAGUGCAGAUUUCAUAUCUUUAUAUUCAUCAUUCUGUAAAUAGAUCACAUGUUGGGGGUUUGUGUCAGAGUGAUGCGUUCACAGGCAGAGCUCGUAUGUGGGACGUUCAUAAAUCAGCUCUUGUUUUCUCUUUAAAUGUAUCGUGAAUUUGCGUCGUUCUCAGGCAGAUAUCGUUCGGUUUGUAUCGCCUCUCUGUUGCCAACGACAGCUGGUCUAUAACCACGUCUGUACAUGUAAUUCACUCGCAGGAAUGAUUCUCUCAGAGUUGUGUUGUUUGACGUCAUUCUUGAGGUUUUAACACUUUUUCCUCAGCGCAGAAUUAAAAAAGUAACUCCUCUAAUUUUUCUCCACACUCUGUUAUUUUAAAGGUGAGACUUACCUGUGCUGACGUCCUCUAAUUAACUCUUCGGCUCCUAUCUGAACGGGUCGAUACAAACACGAUGUAAAAUCCAGUUUGGAAACUUCUGAGGUAAACCAAACGCACCAUUCCUCUUUCUCACUCACCUGCGCAGAAAGGUGAUUUUUCCCAGGUCACCUGAACGCAGCAAACUCAGCUGACACUCGAGAAGACACUUAAAAUAAAUACAUAUGCACCGUUUUUCAUUUCGAGUUCGGGUUUCAGUCGCUGUGCAAAAACCUCGUUCUAUAAAACUCCAAAAGUGAUGAAAUGUGAAAUGAGUUGAAUCCCCAGAAGAGUCAAAUUAAAGCUCAGAUCUCUUUCAUGUUCAAACUUUAAUUCAUCCCGUUAACUUUCAUUCAUUUUCAGAGUUUAAGCCUCAGUUAACCCAGAAAUAAAGUCAUUAAAUAACUUCAUAAUAAUCCGUCAGUCCCUCAACAGCUGACCCAAUAAUCCCUCUGAUCGCUCAUAACUGUCGCCAUAGAAACGCCUCUCAUCAUGUGACCAAAUUCUGAUCACUCUGUCAUGUUUGUGUGUCUGAGUGUGUGUUUUGUAUGUUUGUCCAUGUUUGUCCAAAAUAAAAUGCUUCCUGUC
Molecule: messenger RNA, 9049 nt
Organism: Xyrichtys novacula (pearly razorfish)
Lineage: Eukaryota; Metazoa; Chordata; Actinopteri; Labriformes; Labridae
Source: the annotation of a GenBank genome assembly